Ambispora gerdemannii is the source of this 462-nucleotide messenger RNA. The record is from the annotation of a GenBank genome assembly. NCBI's taxonomy places the organism in Eukaryota, Fungi, Glomeromycota, Glomeromycetes, Archaeosporales, Ambisporaceae.
AUGGCCUCAAAAAUCCCGUCUCUUCUCUUUUUCUCUUUUUAUUUAUUAACGAUUUUAGCAGUUACUAAUUACGCCAUCGCGAAUCAGAUUGUAUCCGAAAACAAUGCUAUUUUCGAGCACCAACCUAAAAAUCCCAUGCAACAGAAGGAUGAAAUUUCAUCAAUUCUUUACUCUUUUCUUGACGAAUAUCCAAAUAUGAGUAACAAUGAUGGUGCUACCUCUAUUGAGCCGUCAACAUCUGCCUUUCCUGUUCGUCGUCGAUUCUACGGAAUCCCUAGAUACACUACUCGUCGAUAUUUCACCUAUCGUGGAUUCAUCCCCUUUAGAAAUUAUGUACAUCGUCGUUAUCUUCUCUAUGGAAGAGCAGGAAUCUAUCCGAUUUGGAUUUCACCAUAUAAUUAUUGCCGUUUCAAUCCUUUCUAUUUAACCAAUUUUUGCCAUUUUUAUUUUGGGAAUUUCUAA